Messenger RNA from Caenorhabditis remanei, 1185 nucleotides. RefSeq lists its product as uncharacterized. NCBI's taxonomy places the organism in Eukaryota, Metazoa, Nematoda, Chromadorea, Rhabditida, Rhabditidae. The record is from RefSeq and is a predicted model, not a curated record. The coding region runs from base 1 to 1185 and encodes 394 amino acids. The transcript is spliced from 5 exons.
AUGAAGUUUUCAAGUCUUCUGGCCGUUUCUCUUCUCCUCCGUGCAGUCAAUGCCAACGAAUCCACAGGGGAAGACGUGGGGAAUAACGAAUUGUUCGAUAUUGUUCAUGUUGUGAACGAAGUUAAGAAUUUACUAGACAAAGGGACCAGAAGCUUUAAAAUUACUUGGGAUGAUUCUUUGUCUCUUUACGCAACCGAAAGAUCUCGAGAAUGUCCUUCAAAAGACUCGUUGACCACAGGAGAGUUGCUUAUAAGACAUGGCGACGCUGUGAAUCUUCUUCAAAAUUUAAAAUCUUCUGAAUUCUCUUCAUUGGACCCAUUCCCAACUGUUGCAACGAUUCAUAAUAAAUCUGCCAGAAUUGUUCUGGAUAUGGGUUCAAGAAUUGGAUGUGCCCCGCUCAACUGUUCUUUAGGUUACGAUUAUUUUUGUGUUUCCGAUACUAGAAAGCACGCGUUGACCCGCUUAGAGAAAUAUGAUUGUGUGGUGGACGAAAUGUAUUCGAAUCUCUGUGAAGAGCUACCAAUAAACUAUUGGGACAUGGAGAAAGAGGAGUUCAAGUGGUCAAUGAUGAGAUGGAAUGAUCAAAGACGAGCAGUUGCAAAUAAAUUCAAUUAUGAAGGAAUGUAUGAGUUGAGUUGGUCCGAAGAUGCUGCUAAGUAUGCUGAGGUUCUUGGUUUUUCAUGCGACCCGGCUCAUGCUGGAUUUCUGGGAACUCAUUAUCAUAUGCACCCAAGAACUUUGGAUCCAUUGGGAUCGUUGUGGGUUUUUACUCAUGAUACAAUCGACGGAUCAUUCCUUCAUGGAAACACAACAAUCGAAAUGUUCGUACCAGAACGUAAAGUAUUUGGAUGUGUUCCGUUGGAUCCGGCAUGCUGCGAACGCUACUCGUAUAUUUGUGUUCUCGGUCCAGACUGGUCUUCCCCGAAUCCCCCUAAUUUUUCUACUGGAAAAGUAUGUGGUGAUUGCCCUGAUAAUUGUGAAGAUGGGCUGUGUCAAACACUGAAAGCAAAUGAGAACCUUGCCACGGAGGACAAUCAGAAUCUUACUAUUGUGACUUCUACAAGUAUGGAUUUCACUUGGGAAGAUACUGGAAAAGCCAUCGCUCUACUCGUUUGUUUCAUCGGUGCAACUGGAAUUUCUCUUUUACUUGUUUAUACUCUUGUCAACACUGAUUAUCAUAUUUAA